This is a messenger RNA of Neurospora hispaniola, 1670 nucleotides long. RefSeq lists its product as uncharacterized. Lineage: Eukaryota; Fungi; Ascomycota; Sordariomycetes; Sordariales; Sordariaceae. Bases 125 to 1420 code for a protein of 431 amino acids. Gene Ontology annotation, molecular function: oxidoreductase activity. The transcript has 2 exons. The record is from RefSeq and is a predicted model, not a curated record.
CAUCGUUUCAGCUUCACUGGCUUUCAACUCAACAUUCUAAGAACAUCAGAACUUUGAUUUUUUUUUACAUUCUGAUAUUACAGAACCCAACCAAGUGUUCGAUACACUCAGUUACUCACACACAAUGGCCUGCCCCCUUCAGUUCACUCGCGCCUGCAAUAUGGCACCUCCACAGAAGGACACCAACCCGAUCAUUCGUCCAGACAUUGACUGGAUUCCCUCUUACAAAGUCUUCAAGAAACGUGUACAACGCCUGGCAGCACAGAACCUAAACCGUCCCACCACCCUUCCUGCUGGAUGGCCUGCAAAGAUCACAUCUGAACGUGUCUGGUCUGGGUCUGACUUUAAGUCGGAGGACGACUACGUGGUCAAGCUCAGCCAAGAAGACAUUCUGGAGAUUGAGAGCGCACUGGAAUUUUUCAAGACUCUCGACCUUGGCCCUGACGAUGUUUCCAAGAGCAACUUCCCCCUUCCCAACCUAGGCCCCAAGCUCGAGGAAGUCUCCGACAUCAUCCAUAACGGCCGCGGCUUCGUCGUCCUCCGCGGUCUCAACCCAGACAAGUACUCAAGCACGGACAACAUUCUGCUCUACCUCGGCGUCACCAGCUACAUUGCCGAAACCCGCGGGAUGCAGGACUUUGAUGGGCGCAUGAUCCUCCACAUCCAAGCCGUCCGCAAAGAAAGCGACGUCACCCAGCACGGCAGCAUGCCCAACUCGCCCUACGUCAACCGUGCCCAGCCCUUCCAUACUGACCUCUGCGACGUCCUGUCGCUCUACGCUCUGGGCGUGGCCAAGUAUGGCGGUGAAUCAUAUUUAGCCUCAUCAGCCACCAUCUACAACGAGAUUGCGCGCAUGCGGCCGGACGUGAUUCAUGUUUUGGCCCAGGACGAUUGGCCGUUUGACGAGUUUUACAAGAACCAGUAUCACACGCGGCCGCUUCUGUAUAACUUUUCUUCUUCUUCCAGCGUCGAUGGAAGAAAGGAACAUCAUGGCCCAGGCUUCCAGUUCUCCCGCCGCCCGCUCACAGGCGCGCACUUUUCGCCUCACCACCCCCUGGUCCCAGCCAUGAGCGAGGUCCAAGCCGAGGCGCUCGACAUGGUGUAUUUCCUGGCCAAGGAACACGCGCUCGAGAUCCAGCUGCAAAAGGGGGACAUGCAGAUCUUUAACAACUUUGCCAUGUUGCAUGCUAGAAGCAGCUUCGUGGAUGAAGGCGAACACCACAAGAGACAUAUGCUGAGGCUGUGGUUGAGGAAUGAGCAAAAGAUGUGGAGGAGCGACUCGGAAGGGCUGGACAAGGUCGGGAGAGAGGUGUAUGAGUGGGACAAGGAGGAGUGGAGGAGGGAGGUGGGGACCAAGUGGGACAUUGAGCAGAGUCCGCCUGAGUUGAGGGUGGAUUUCAAGAGGGCUAGUUGUGCUUGAGUGACGGAGUCGCUGAACUCUGGGUCGUCGAGUUGACGAGUGUGUAGAGAAAGAGGGUAGGCGGUUUGUUUGAGGGGAUGUUUGGCUUUUUGUUGGUUCAGUCUGCUUGUAACGGAGGUACUUUCUGGAAGUAUUCUGGUUUCAGCAUACUUUUGUGGUUCGACUGGCCGAGUGGCUUUUUGAUUUCGAGACUGUAAGCUUUUGAAGACGCAAGACUUCCUUUCUUUUCACCUACUAAUGUACCUACUCU